Monodelphis domestica (gray short-tailed opossum) is the source of this 3192-nucleotide messenger RNA. It is a transcript of the gene CLDN9, whose product is annotated as claudin 9. Gene Ontology annotation, molecular function: structural molecule activity. The record is from RefSeq and is a predicted model, not a curated record. Lineage: Eukaryota; Metazoa; Chordata; Mammalia; Didelphimorphia; Didelphidae. Gene Ontology annotation, cellular component: bicellular tight junction; membrane.
ACCUGUUGCCUGGGGAACGGAGCAGGCAGGGCCCCUCCCGGGGGAGAUGCAAGAGCCCUUGAGCUGAGACUGAGACAGAUCAGAUUCCCUAGGUUCUGGGGGUGGAGGGAAACAGAAACUAGGAGGGGGAGGGAAGGGUGAAGGGGCAGAGGAGACUGAAACUGGGGAGAGGGGAGCAGAGCUGCUAUGACAUGGAGGGACAAUUGCAGAAGGUAGGAGGGGAGGAGGCCCGCAGAGUGAAGAGGAAUGGAGAGGAAUCCGAGUUUCAGGUUGACAAGAGAAUCAAAGUAGGGGAAAUUUACGGGUCAGAGUUUAGAUUUGGGAUUAAAGUUAUUUAUGUGCCCCCUCCCUAAAUCAAGGGAUCCCAGGCUAAAAUCAGUGUCCCUGACCAUUUGUUCUUCCAUCAAUCUUUUUCUAUAUAGCUUUGCCUCUUGGUAGUCCGCUUACUACUCCUUUUCUUUCCUAUACUGGCACUGAAUCCCACCCCUCCAAUUCCCCCACUCCUCAGAUAGCCCUAGCACCCACACAACAGACCUCUGGGCACCCCCAGCUCCACCCUGCCACCCGCCUCCUCCUUGUUGCUGUGGUUCCCCCAAUCACCAGCUCCCAGACUCCCACUUCACUCCUCCCCUAGCUCUAGUCCUAUAACCACCCCCUGCCCUUGCCCUUCUAGCUCCAGUGAAAUUCUGGGGAGAAAGUCACCUAACCAAGGAGCACCCUCGAUUGGGAGCAGACCCAAGGGGAGAUUUAUCUGAUCCCCACCCUUACUCCCAAACACUACAGAGGACGAGUGUCAGAAAUAUCCCAAGACACAUCCAGAACAGAAACAUAGACUAAUUGAGAGAGCUAAGACCAAGCUCAGAAGCUAAAACCAACGGGUUGGACAGCUUCCUGGAAAGAGAAGAGGAGCAGCAGCAAUUAUAAAGACCUUUUUAUAUUGGACCUUUUUAGAGGGGGUGACCAGGAUCCUCCAGGUAGGGGAGAAAAGGUGGUUGGCCAGAUACAGGGACCAGCAAUCAAGUGUGAAGAAUCCAGGCCAAAUGGAAAUGUUACUUAAACUCUAGAAGAAAAAGAGCAGCAAAAACUGAGAAGGGAUCGGACCAAGGUCUGUCAGUGGGGAAGGAAGUAGCGCAGUCUCGGACAAGGGGAUCAUUGAUGUAAGUGAGCCCUCUAUCCUUUUCCUAUUGGGUACUAAGAGCCUAGAUUGCACUGGAAGCUUUCUGAUCCCUUCAACCAAGGGCCAUAAAGAUUGAGAAGACCCUGAGGGAAGAUGGCUUCAGCUGGGCUGGAACUCCUGGGCCUGACUCUAGUGGUGUUGGGCUGGCUGGGGACCCUAGUAUCCUGUGCCCUGCCCCUGUGGAAGGUCACAGCCUUCAUUGGCAACAGCAUCGUGGUGGCUCAGGUGGUGUGGGAAGGCCUGUGGAUGUCCUGUGUGGUCCAGAGCACCGGCCAGAUGCAAUGCAAAGUGUAUGACUCCCUCUUGGCCUUGCCCCAGGACCUACAGGCAGCUCGGGCCCUCUCUGUCAUUGCUCUCAUGCUUGCUUUGCUGGGUCUGCUGGUGGCUAUCACUGGAGCCCAGUGUACCACAUGUGUGGAAGAUGAGGUGGCCAAGGCAAGGAUUGUGCUGACCUCAGGCAUCAUCUUCCUCAUCUCUGGGAUCCUGGUCCUGAUCCCUGUGUGCUGGACAGCCCAUGCCAUCAUCCAGGACUUCUACAAUCCUCUGGUGGCUGAAGCUUUGAAGCGGGAGUUGGGGGCUUCACUUUACCUGGGCUGGGCAGCUGCUGCCCUUCUGAUGCUAGGGGGAGGACUGCUAUGCUGCACCUGUCCGCCACCUCAGCCUGACCGGCCCAGAGGACCCCAGCUGGGAUACUCUGCUGCAUCCAGGUCAGGGGCCUCUGGCCUGGACAAACGGGAUUAUGUGUGAGAAAGAAUGACUACCAAUAGUCUUGAUUGCAAUCCCAGCCAGGAUUCUCGAGUCACUCCAGGGCAUCUAACCCUAUUCAUUGGCCAGAAUUGGUUCCAGGGUUGGACUUGGCUUAUCCUAACUUUAGCUCUAAACCUAAGCCAAUUGGCCAUUUCCAAUCUUAAAAACAUUUCCCUCACAUUUCAUUCACCCUAAAGAAAUCUCAUGUCUUUAUAUAUAUAUAUAUAUAUAUUCAUACCCUAUUUGUAAAUCUACCCUGCUUCACUGUAAUAUCAUUGUAUUUCUUCCAAUGUUGGUUUUUCAUCUGGUAUUUUCUUAUGUGCAAACCCUCCGUCACACUAGCAAAUUCAAAAGAUCAGCCAUCUCAGAUGUUUGGGUGCCAUCUACCUGGGAAUGGGCCUAACAAAGACUUCUUUGUUUCCUUAGCCCAUUAGGUUCAGAUCUACUCCCCACCUCCAAGACUGCCCUCCUUCCCAGAAAUCAACAGGAACUAAUGAAAUGUUAUCCAAAUGUUCCUAAACCCUUGCCUUUUCACUCCAAACCUCAUUAGACAUUCUAAAGUAAGCCCCAAACCCAUGAUUGAUUGGACUUAGUCCUGCCUUUCUUUAAAAAAAAAUCAUACCUGUCUUAGAAACAAUACUAUGUAUUUUUUGGUUCUAAGAAUAGUAAGAACUAUGCAAUGGGGACUAAGUGACUUAUCCAGGGUCACACAGGAAGUAAGGUCAUAUUUGAAUCCAAGACCACUGUCUAUAAGCUUGGUUCUCAAUUUCCUGAGCUACCUAGCUUUCCCUUCUGCUUGUUUCAAUUACCUGCCCCUUUAUGAUCCUUUGGAACUUUUUGUGACUUCAAAUUUGUGAUCCCCACAACAUCUUGAGAUAGUUACUGCAAGUAUUAUUUCCCUGUUUUUAUUGAGAAAACAAACCCAGAGGGGUUAAGUGACUUACUACUAGAUGCCACCUAGGCUGGGAUUUCCAAAUCUUCUGCCUUCUUUUGGUCCACCAAUUUUACUCCUACCCCACUCUUUGGAGUCAGGUUUAAUAGUGAUUCUCUCACUAGCUCCCCAGCCCCAUAACCCUGGUUCCCACUUCUACCUUCCAGAUCCACCUUUUAGGCAAAGAAUAAGAUCUUUGCACUAGGACUUCAAUCUCCCUGCCAGAGCUGGGAGCCCAGCUCUCUGGUCACCUAGUUAUCUGAAUCCAGUAGUAUCAGCCUCCAACUCUACCUACAAACCAACUCUACCUACAAAGAGGAAUAAAGGAAGUGUUUUG